AAUGCUGGACACCCACAGAAAACAAGGGAGUCUACGACAAGAACCAGCUCCAAAGCUCCCAAUUCCUCCUCCUCCUUCUUCCCACUGUCUCCUCAUCUUGGAACAACCAGAUGUCAGAAACUGAGCUGGAAAAGAUAAAAAUCAGAGCAGCAGAGAAUUUUGAAAAUGAUAAAAAUAAUAUUUCUUGGUUGAAUGAAGAAUUAUCCAGUUCAAGCCAAAAUCCCCUUGAAGAUCCUGAUACUCAACUCACAAAUGAAAAGGGCUCAGAUGAGAAAUCUGUUAAGGGCAUCGUUAUAAAUUCAGUAUCCGAAUUCAAUAUUGCCGACGCGCCAUCCAACGAAGCCCCCAAUGAGAAAAAACUGUCAGCCUCCAGCACAUCACUAUCUUCUCCUGAAGAGUGCCAAACCAAAUUCUCAUACCUCCAAAACGACACAUCAUUUCAUCAGAGAGACAGUGAUGAUGAAUGUGCCUCACUUAUCCUCACCUGUCUGUUUUGCCAGUUUUUGGAUUGUCUUCUAAUGCUGCCUGAUACUUGUGAAACUGUGUGCAUAAAUACAUGCUGCCCAUCACAUCGAUACCAUCAUGCCUCCAAUGAGAAUCACCCUAGAAAUGACUGUAAUUGCAACUGUGAUGUUGACUGCAGCCUGUUUGAAUCUUGCCAUGAGACAAGCGAAUGCUUAGAGCUGGCCAUGGAGAUUUCAGAAAUCUGUUACCGCUAACAUAAGAAAGCACCAGAUCCCCUAAAAAAAAAAAACUCUUUGAUUUCCUAGAAAUUUCCCAUAUGACCAGGAUGUGAGGUCUAUUUGUUAUAAACAUCUUGGACUCUGUAUAUCACAUUAUCUUGCAUCCAUUUGGGAAGAAUUGCAUUCUGCACGAAAGGUCCUUGUUCACCAUUUCACAACUGCACGACACUGACAAAUAAAAUCUUUAAUCAUAGAUGAAACACAAAUCCAAAACAACCAACACAAAAUGUUUUCACUGCAUUCCUGCUUCCCAGCUGGCAUGCUAAUCCCCUCUUUCUGUGACUACAUUCACCAGCUUGCACCAUGGAUUCAGCCCUAUUCCCAAAUUCAGGGCGAACUGGGGCACUCUUUUAGGACCGACAUCCAUACAUUAGCUCCUCUUCUUAAUAGACUCAUACAUAAACAUCAUGCUUUGUUGGUUACUAUUAAUAAUGGAUGAUAGAACAUCAUUUUAUAAUUAAAAAUUUAUUUAUACAAUCCCUUAAAACUCACUUAUAUGUUCAGUUUAGGUAGAAAAGGGAAUUAAAUGAUUAGGAACCAUGUUGCUGUAAUUACAGCCGAUGUCUCUGAAACAUCUCUGGUGGAUUUGGAGUCUGAUGUGCUUUGGCGGAGAGCUGUAAUUCUAGACCAUAUUAAUCUGUGUCUAUGAUUAUGCCAUAACAGGUUAUGUCUAUUUUUAAUUUGUUACAGGAAGGUUCUCCUUAGUUCUAAUGAGCAUUAAUGGGAACUCUGUGCAUGUUUCAGGAGGAGAAUGACCUCGGCUGAUCAAUUGCUUCUUUUCCUGAUUUCUGUUCAUAGGGUAAACAGGAGAUUACAAAAGAAACUACAGUUUUCCUAACUUGAAUUUCUACAAGCACUAAAAAGACAUAAAAAUACGGCUACCAAUUCAGCAUGGAGCUCUUAAUGCAGCAUGCCAUUCAGAUACUAUGGAUGUUUUAUCCUCUCCUGAUAAAGUUUGUAAUUAUUAAUAUUAAUAAAAAUUUUGACCACCAUAACAUACUUGUAUAAUAACAAAGGACACAAUAUGAAACAGAAAAUGAUUUCUUAGCUCAAAGCAGAGAAAAGAAAACACAAAAUAUCCUUUGAAAAUCUUUCUUGGGUAUAGCUAUUCUGGAAUGUACCUCAAUUUCAGAAGACUCUAUUCUGUUGUCUUUAGGCAAACAAUGCUCAUAAAUUUGUUCUUGUGAUUUUCCACCUGCCCUGUAAUUACUGCCCCUUUUCUCACCAGGAACCUCCUCCAGGCACCAGUCUCCAAAGAAUCUACCCACACCCCAAAUUUUCCAUGUCCUUCCUCUCCCUUCCAGUGGAAUUUUGGCUCUGCCCUGGGGUUAGGCUGUUCUCAUUAAUGGGUUAGUCAAUGAAAAUUCACUUUCAUUCGCUAUCUAGUUAGUCCCAGAUCAUACCAAACCAUCCAGUCAUCCACUAGGAUACCAGGGCCUAUUUACUAUGGGUACCAUAACAUAUGCCCUGCUGACCCCUUCUAGCCAUUACGUUUCCCAUCUCCCCCACUUCUUGGUCUUGCUCUGAGAAUAGCAAUCAAAUAUCCCUUGCUAUUAGACAAGGUACAGCAAUCUAUGUCUGCAAUCAUAAUAUGGCUUGCCUACACCAAAACUCUUCUCCCUAGCGAACUACUCCUUCAUAU
Messenger RNA from Trichosurus vulpecula (common brushtail), 2385 nucleotides. RefSeq names its product MyoD family inhibitor domain containing 2 (gene MDFIC2). The transcript is spliced from 5 exons. Lineage: Eukaryota; Metazoa; Chordata; Mammalia; Diprotodontia; Phalangeridae. The record is from RefSeq and is a predicted model, not a curated record. Bases 111 to 719 code for a protein of 202 amino acids.